GUCACAUACAUAACUAGACUGGGACUCGCUUCCCCCUCGGCUUCCCCCCUUGCUCACCUUCCUCCUCUCUCACCUAUCUCACUCUUCCAAAACCCGCAUCAUGGCUUCUGACGCUGACCGCGGCCGUCGUGGCGAGGACCACAAAGACAACUUCACCAUGAUCCAGUUCUUCGAGUGGUACGCUCCGGGCGGCGGCAAGCACUGGAACCACUACAAGGAGGAAGCUCCCCGCCUCGAGUCGAUGGGCAUUACGGCUGCCUGGAUUCCUCCUCCUACCAAGGGCUCGAACCCAGACGGGACGGGCUACGACAUCUACGACGUCUGGGACCUCGGCGAGUUUGACGCCAAGGGCGGCAAGGCAACCCACUGGGGUACCAAGGAGGAGCUCAUCGAGGCCAUCAAGGUCGCCAAGGACCACGGCGUGAUCACCUACAUUGACGCAGUGCUCAACCACAAGGCCGGCGCCGAUGACAAGGAGGAGUUCCUCGCGACCAUGGUCGACAAGAACAACCGUACCAAGACCGUUGGCGACAUGCACAACAUCGACGGCUGGACCAAGUUCACCUUCCCCGGCCGCGGUGACAAGUACUCGCCGUUCAAAUGGAACUACAACCACUUCACCGGCGUCGACUUUGAUGCCAAGACGGACACCACGGCCAUCUACAAGAUCCAGGGCGACGGCAAGACCUGGGCAAAGGACGUCGACGGCGAGAACGCCAACUACGACUACCUCAUGUUUGCUGACAUCGACCACGCUCACCCGGACGUCUCAGCCGACCUCUUCAAGUGGGGUGACUGGAUUCUCAAGGAGACGGGCGCCUAUGGCUUCCGCUUUGACGCCGUCAAGCACAUUUCGCGCGAGUUUAUUGGCGACUUUGUCAAGCACGUCCGAUCCGCAGAGGGAAGACAGAAGGCGUUCUGUGUCGGCGAGUUCUGGAAGGAUUCAGUUCCUGCCCUCAGCGCCUAUCUCGAUGGCCUGGGCACCCAAUUCUCCGUCUUCGACACGCCCCUCCAGGGCAACUUCAAGGAGGCCGGUGAUGCCAAGGCGAGCUAUGACCUCCGCAAGAUCUUCGACAACACCCUGGUCCAGGCGCGCCCUGUGGACGCUGUCACGCUGGUCGACAACCACGACACGCAGGUCGGACAGUCGCUCGAGAACUGGGUGCCGGCGUGGUUCAAGCCCCUGGCGUACGCGUUCAUCCUCCUGCGCCCCGAUGGAUACCCGUGCGUCUUCUACGGCGACCUGUACGGCUGUGGCGGCGACAACCCGCAGCCGCCCGUCGCUCAGCUCGAGGACAUUAUCCGCGCGCGCAAGCUCUUCGCGUACGGCGAGCAGGUCGACUACUGGGACCACCCCAACUGCGUCGCGUGGCACCGCAAGGGUAUCGAUGGCCAUGAUGGUCUCGUCGCCGUGCUCUGCAACGGUACCGAGGAGGGCACGAAGCGCGUCGAAGUCGGCAAGGAGCACGCCGGCGAGAAGUGGACUGACCUCCUCGGCUGGCACAAGGGUGAGGUGGUCAUCGGUGACGACGGAUUUGCCGAGUUCAAGUCGCCCGCCGAGAGCAUCUCCAUCUGGACCAAGACGGAUGCGCGUGGCCGUGACGAGUUCAAGAAGGAGUAAACGCACACGCUUCCCUCGACAUAGACUUUUGGCCCGGUUCUCUUUUCACACAUGUAACUUGUUAUGAACGUGAUGAUAUGCCAUUACCCC
Molecule: messenger RNA, 1711 nt
Organism: Vanrija pseudolonga
Lineage: Eukaryota; Fungi; Basidiomycota; Tremellomycetes; Trichosporonales; Trichosporonaceae
Gene: amyS
Product: Alpha-amylase
Exons: 12
Coding region: 101-1621 (506 amino acids)
Biological process (GO): carbohydrate metabolic process
Molecular function (GO): calcium ion binding; hydrolase activity, hydrolyzing O-glycosyl compounds
Source: RefSeq, a predicted model, not a curated record